This is a messenger RNA of Pteronotus mesoamericanus, 6385 nucleotides long. It is a transcript of the gene RC3H1, whose product is annotated as ring finger and CCCH-type domains 1. Gene Ontology annotation, molecular function: mRNA binding; metal ion binding; RNA stem-loop binding. The transcript has 20 exons. The record is from RefSeq and is a predicted model, not a curated record. Gene Ontology annotation, cellular component: cytoplasmic stress granule. Lineage: Eukaryota; Metazoa; Chordata; Mammalia; Chiroptera; Mormoopidae. Bases 434 to 3823 code for a protein of 1129 amino acids. Gene Ontology annotation, biological process: protein polyubiquitination; ubiquitin-dependent protein catabolic process; nuclear-transcribed mRNA catabolic process, deadenylation-dependent decay.
GGGGACGAGGACACGAGCGGACGGGUGGAGGAGGAGGAGGAGGAGGAGGAGGAGGAAGAGGAGGCCGACCAACAAGAUGGCCCCUGCUGCCGGAGCAGCCUCAGCAGCAGCAGGUGGGGGGCCGGAGGCGGCGCUGGCGGUGGCGGCGGCGGCCGGGGCCCGGCGGCCUGGGACAGAGUCCGAGUCGACGGUGGCAGAGGCGGCGGCGGCGGUGGCUGCCGCGGCGGUGGCGACGGCCGCGGGGACUCGGAGCUGAGAGGAGCUGCUGCUCGGACCAGCGCGGUUAUAUUUCACACUAUGUGCUGACUGUAUCUACAGAAAAUAUUUAAAAAAAAGAUAAACUUUUUUCAAAGAUUUUGAUUCCAGUGGAAUCUUUGCUUUAGAUAUUUGUGUGUGUGCGUACGUGUGUUAGUGAAUUGUAACCCCAGAAGCAAUGCCUGUACAAGCUCCACAGUGGACGGAUUUCCUUUCCUGCCCAAUUUGCACUCAGACUUUCGACGAAACAAUUCGAAAGCCCAUCAGCUUGGGUUGUGGCCAUACUGUCUGCAAGAUGUGCCUGAAUAAACUCCACCGCAAGGCUUGCCCGUUCGACCAGACCACUAUCAACACCGACAUCGAGCUCCUCCCGGUGAACUCAGCCCUGCUGCAGCUCGUGGGCGCUCAGGUCCCUGAGCAGCAGCCCGUUACUCUGUGUAGUGGGGUUGAAGACACGAAGCAUUAUGAGGAAGCCAAGAAAUGUGUGGAAGAAUUAGCGCUGUACCUGAAGCCACUCAGCAGCGCUAGAGGAGUGGGCCUGAAUAGCACUACUCAGAGUGUUCUGAGUCGCCCGAUGCAGAGGAAGCUGGUGACUCUGGUCCACUGCCAGCUAGUGGAAGAAGAAGGCAGGAUCCGUGCCAUGCGGGCAGCUCGAUCUUUAGGUGAACGAACAGUGACGGAGCUCAUUCUCCAGCACCAGAACCCGCAACAGCUCUCUUCUAACCUUUGGGCGGCGGUCAGGGCUCGGGGCUGCCAGUUCCUCGGACCAGCAAUGCAGGAAGAAGCUCUAAAGCUGGUUCUCCUGGCCUUAGAAGAUGGUUCUGCUUUGUCAAGAAAAGUGUUGGUUCUCUUUGUGGUGCAAAGGUUGGAGCCCCGGUUUCCUCAAGCCUCCAAAACGAGCAUUGGGCACGUUGUCCAGCUCCUGUAUCGGGCCUCCUGCUUCAAGGUCACCAAACGCGAUGAAGACUCUUCUCUGAUGCAGCUGAAGGAAGAAUUUAGAACCUACGAGGCUCUGCGGCGAGAACACGACUCCCAGAUAGUGCAGAUUGCGAUGGAAGCUGGCUUACGGAUUGCACCGGACCAGUGGUCCUCCUUGCUUUACGGAGACCAGUCUCACAAAUCGCACAUGCAGUCCAUUAUUGACAAGUUGCAGACUCCAGCCUCUUUUGCACAAAGUGUUCAGGAACUAACAAUUGCUCUCCAGCGGACUGGAGAUCCAGCAAACUUGACCCGGCUGAGACCCCAUCUGGAGCUGUUAGCGAACAUUGACCCUAGCCCAGAUGCUCCUCCACCGACUUGGGAACAGCUAGAAAAUGGGCUGGUUGCCGUGCGCACAGUGGUCCACGGGCUGGUGGAUUACAUCCAGAACCACAGCAAGAAGGGAGCGGACCAACAGCAGCCUCCACAGCAUAGCAAAUACAAAACAUACAUGUGCCGAGAUAUGAAGCAGAGAGGAGGAUGCCCCCGUGGGGCCAGCUGUACGUUCGCACACUCCCAGGAGGAACUGGAAAAAUUUCGUAAGAUGAACAAACGCCUGGUUCCCAGAAGGCCCCUUAGCGCCUCGCUGGGUCAGCUGAAUGAGGUGGGCCUGCCCGCGGCAGCUGUCCUCCCAGACGAGGGCACCGUGGAUCUGCCCAGCAGAAAGCCCCCCGCUCUGCCCAACGGCAUUGUGUCGGCAGGGAACACAGUCACGCAGCUGAUCCCCCGAGGGACGGACCCCAGCUACGAUUCCAGUCUGAAGCCGGGGAAGACCGAUCACCUGAGCAGCAGUGCCCCUGGGUCCCCUCCUGACCUGCUAGAAUCUGUGCCCAAGAGCAUUCCUGCCUUAGCUGUGAAUCCACAUCCUGUACCUCCAAGGGGACCCACAGACCUGCCUCCCAUGCCUGUCACCAAGCCGCUUCAGAUGGUGCCGCGGGGCCCUCAGCUGUACCCGGCGCAGCAGGCAGACGUCUACUGCCAGGACCCUCGGGGGGCGGCCCCGCCAUUUGAGCCGGCACCUUAUCAGCAGGGCAUGUACUACACGGCGCCACAGUGCGUGUCCCGCUUCGUCCGGCCCCCGCCAUCCGCUCCAGAGCCCGCCCCGCCCUACCUGGAUCAUUACUCGCCCUACCUCCCGGACCGCGUCAUAAACCCGCCGUACGGCACGCAGCCACACCAGUACCCACCUAUGUACCCGCCUCACUGCGACGGCCGCCGCGUCUACCCUGCUCAGUCUUAUCCAAGAGAGGAGAUCUUCCGAGAAAGUUCCAUUGAGAUUCCACCUCCAGCCGUGCCAUCCUACGUACCGGAAUCCAGAGAGAGGUACCAGCAGGCGGAGGGUUACUACCCAGUGGCCCCUCAUCCGACUCAGAUCAGAUCUUCGUACAUCCGAGAGCCACCGUAUAGCCGGCUCCCUCCUCCUCCUCAGCCCCAUCCCAGUCUAGAUGAGCUGCAUCGAAGACGAAAGGAAAUAAUGGCCCAGCUAGAGGAAAGGAAGGUUAUCUCUCCCCCGCCUUUCGCUCCCUCACCAACACUGCCUCCCACCUUCCACCCAGAGGAGUUUUUGGAUGAAGACUUGAAGGUGGCUGGGAAAUACAAAGGAAAUGAUUAUAGCCAGUACUCUCCCUGGUCAUGUGACACCAUCGGCUCCUACAUUGGAACCAAAGAUGCAAAACCCAAAGAUGUUGUGGCAGCAGGGAGUGCGGAAAUGAUGAAUGUGGAGAGCAAAGGAGUGAGAGACCAGCGACUGGAUCAUCAGAGAAGAGCGACAGAAACCAGUGAUGACGACCUCAUCCCGUUUGGAGACCGGCCAACAGUAUCGCGGUUUGGUGCCAUCUCUCGAACUUCCAAAACAAUGUAUCAGGGUGCUGGCCCGUUACAGGCUAUGGCACCUCAGGGAGCUCCCACGAACUCUAUUAACAUGCCAGACUGCAGUCCCUACGGCAGCCACGGGGGCUGGGGCGGCUCCGCCUACUCGCCUCACCAGGGCGCGCCCUCCCAGGCGCACUUCAGCGACAGAGAGAGAAUAUCCAUGUCAGAAGUGGCCAGUCAUGGAAAACCCCUUCCCUCUGCUGACAGGGAGCAGCUACGACAAGAAUUGCAGCAACUAAACCAUCAAAUCAGUCAACAGACCCAGCUGCGUGGACUGGAGGCUGUUAGUAACAGGCUGCUGUUGCAGAGGGAGGCGAGCGCCCUGGCAGGCCAGCCGCAGCGCCCCCCACCACCUCCGAAGUGGCCUGGAAUGAUCUCAAGUGAGCAGCUGAGCUUGGAACUGCACCAAGUGGAGCGGGAAAUCGGGAAGAGGACCCGGGAGCUGAGUAUGGAGAACCAGUGUUCUCUGGACAUGAAAAGCAAACUGAACACAAGUAAGCAAGCAGAAAACGGACAGCCAGACCCCCAAAGCAGGGUUCCAGCUGAGGACCUUGCAUUGACAUUCAGUGAUGUACCAAAUGGAUCGGCCUUGACACAAGAGAACAUCAACCUCCUAUCAAACCAGGCCAGCUCUCUGAACCUGUCCGAGGACCCCGAGGGAGGAGGAGACAACAACGACUCCCAGAGAUCGGGGGUCACGCCCAGUCCUGCUCCCUGAAGAAGGGAGGGCCGCACUCGCAGCUUCUCCCGAGGGACGGGACUCGGGCGCCACCCUCUGAGGGCGCCGGCCGGCAGGGGAGCGCGAGGGGAUGCGCGCCCCACCGCGACCCUCGGCAGCCCUGCACGUCGCUCACACCAGUGCAUUUUUUAAUUUAAAAAAAGAAAAAAGAAAAAGAAAAUAAGCAGUAUCUGCAAGCAAUUCAGAUUAAAUUUGUUUUUGUUCUGUGAAUGAACUUUAUUUUUAAUAACUUUGGACGCCUUGGAUCCAGGGCUUUAAAAAAAGAAGAUAUUAUAUAUACACUCUGUUUGAUUAAUUGUAUGAUCUUAAUGAAGUAGGCUUUUCUUGUAUUUUGGUAUUAUUACAUACCCAGUGUAUAAGUCCUUCCUUGCAACCUUUCCCCCUCUCACAACCCCAUAAAUUAAACCAGACAAAAAGCACCAGCCUUUCUGAAAAGUCUGUGGUGCUUGACAAACAAAAAGACAGUAUCAGACUAGUUAUUAGAAAAUGUGCAGCAAACCAGGUUCACCGAGAGAGCUGUCCUUCGGAAGCCGCAACGGGCUUGCCCUCUCUGGGCCGCUCCCUUCACGCAAAGGUGUGUUUUUCUGUCAUUAAAACUGUGUCGUUGUUGUUGUGCAGGGGAGGUUAAAAUAGUCUUGUUUUUGUUUUUAACUUUUCAGAGACGAUUGCCAGACAGUUAGUUUAGUUAGUCCUCAUUUUCCACAUUAUGGAUCCUUUUCAUUCUCUUAAUGUGAUCAGAAAGCCGAGUCAGUGUCUUAGGCUGUUGGUUAGACUCCAAUGGAGAUUCUUUUAAAAAGGAACUGCAAUUUAUUGGCACUGAAAAUACACCGUUAGUGUAUUACCUCUAUUGAGCUGAUGGUCAGAAAUCUGGAUCUGUGCUCUUCCAAACUGAACUUCGGCUGAAAUCAUAGAAUGUUAAAAAACCAGGACAAUCAGCACUCGAUUUGAACUUAACACGAACAGAGCCACGUUAUUUCACUGGAUGCUUCUGUUUGACCCUCCAAACCCCAAAGUAUGAAAUAACAGCCGUACAGAGUGGCACCCUGGCUUUCAAAGAGAUUUGCCUGGGGCUCAAGGACAGUCUGAACUGAUCAGUCGUUGCUGUUCAGAACCGUUAGCACGAGAAGGUAGCAAGUGCCUAGAAGUCAGUUUCUAGAGACUUGGCUUUGCACCACUGAAAAGGUUCUUCGUGACAAUGUUGAAAAGAGCAGAGAAGAACUUUCACUGUUCAGUCCACUGCACAUGUUCUGAUGGCGCGUCUGUACUGAGCUAAGACCCUGCGACAUGUUCGGUGGGGGCCUGUGCUGUCACCACCCGCCGACCCUCGGUUUGCCUGCCUUUCACGAUUUCCCUUUCUGGAUUAUACUACUAAAACAGAAAGCACUGGUUAUGUAAUAAGUUACUGCAUUGCUUUGGUUGGGGAAAAGCAAGAGUUUGUAUUUUUCUUGUUUCUUGUUUUCUGAACCCUGAACUCUUGCUGAGGUCGUCAGAACCUCAGUCUAAGCUCUGCGCCCAUCAUACUGUUCACUGAAACCAAUUGGGGGGGCGGGGGGGGGGACGACCAUCCUGCCAUUGCCUACCAGUAGGAGAGUCCAAACAGAACACUCUUUUGAGUAGCGAUUAUUUAAUUUGCCCAGUCAAGGCACCGUGUUUAUAUACUAUUUCACAUUGAAUUUGAUUAUGCCCUACAGACCUGGCUGGUCAAGGAUUUGAUAUACACAUAUUGGCUUGGGAUUCGAGCUUUCUUUUUUAUUUAAAUAAAAAUUUAUAUAUAUUAUAUAUAUAUACAUAUAUACAUAGCUAUAUCUGUAUAUAUAUUGGGUAUGUUUUAAGGAUUUUUUCGCAUGAGCGCAGCUGUUGCGAUAAAAUGACUGAUUGGGAGGUAGAAGCACUGAAUAUAGAUGAGGCAUUUUUCAUUGGAAACCCAUAUUUUCCUGCUUUGUUAAUACACUUGCUUUUUUGCUUUUCGUUUGUUUGUUUUGCUUAAAACCCUCUUAUAUUUACUCUUUAAGUGCUUGUUUUUUUUGGGGGGGGGGGUGAGGAGAGAAACUCUGCAUGUCUGACAGAGUCCCAAGAUGUUCCACUUCUCUGUAUAAGGUAGAAGGCUGCGUUCUUGGCCCCCAGCCUUCGGCAGGCAGAGCUGGGCACGCCUCGCUUCUGCUUUGGGUGUGUUAGGUAACUGAAAUUUUCGAAGCAGUUGGUUCCAUUUGGAACUCAAAAUGAUUCUGGUAUUAGAAGGAAACUUGUGGAUGUUGAUUUUGUGAAAGUUCAGAAUAAAAGUAAAAUUCCAUUUGGGUAUGUAUGGUAACCCCUAAUAAUUUCUGUUAUUCUUGUUUCUUUCAAAUGCACUCAUUCUUGCUUUCACCAUUUUGAUUUUCCACACUAGUCAGGAACAGGGAUUAACUUAUACAGUGUUCCCAUUCUGAAUAAAACAGGGAGAGCCGCUGCUUGGAAUUGAUUUAAAAUAGUUCCUUUCGCUUUUUACGGUAUUUGCAUUUGGGGGGUAGGGAGAUCCCCCGAUCGCAGCCUUAAUUCCAGCGA